ACUUGCAUUAAAUACUGAUGACCAUACUAUAAUCAUAAUAUACCAAAUAGCAGGUGGAAUCUUCAAAGAUUAAUGUGCAAAAAUUAAUUUAUCCAAAUAGUUGGGGCAGAGUUUCAAGAUGGCGACGUAAACAUCUGCCUUUUAGGCGCUCUUCAUUUUUUAAACUAUAAUCACCCUUUAAUCAAAUCUUUUCAUCUUUAUUACAUGGGUUGAUACUUACGAUUUAUUUCUUUUCUAAAAUAAUACUUGAUUUAAUCUUUCCAAACUUAAAAUGUCUGCACCUAAGAAAUCGUCUAAAGAGCCUCUAUCUAUUGACGCAAUUUCUAAUCUUCUGGAUACUAAACUGGAUAAUAAACUUGCAAGUUUGGAAAGUAAAAUAACAAGUCUGGAAAAUAAGCUUACUGCGAAAAUGUCUGGGCUCGAAGAAGUCGUUAGAUCGUUUGAUACCAAGUUACAAUCGCAGGCAGCAGAUAUUGAACGACAUGAAGAAAAGUUCGCAGCUCUUGAUAAGUUAAUUUGUGAAAAAAUACGUACAAUCGAAACACUGGAGAAGAAGGUACUGUCGACUGCUAAAACAGUAGAGCAUUAUAAGUUUAAAAUCACCGAUCUUGAAAACCGAUCUCGCAGACAGAAUUUGCGAAUCAUCGGGUUUCCUGAAAAUGUUGAAUCUGGUGACUUAACUGAAUUUUUCUCUAACUUAUUAUGGGAAGUUUUUGGCGCUGAUGUUUUGAAAGCUAAAGCUACUAUUGAUCAUGCCCACAGAGUUUCGAGAUUUUCGAUCUCGAGAGACAAGCCACGAGCUGUGAUUGUUCGCCUCCAUUAUCCUCGGGAGAAAGAACUUUUAAUCCGACUAGCUCGUCAGAAAGAUGUCGUUUCUUCUUCCCAUAAGACUUUGCUUUCCGUAAGCAUUCAUUUGUUUGCUUGUAUUUGAGAAUGGGACGAAUGUUUUGGAUUUUUGGACCCUUUUUUUAAUAUUGUAGUGAUUAUUGAAUCCUUUUUUAAUUCUAUUUUGAUAAGCUUUUUUUAAACUUUUUUAAUAGAUUGGUGAAUUUACAUUUAUAUUUUGUAAUAUGGCUUUUUCAAAAUGUUGUUUCUUCUUCCCAUAAGUCUUUGCUUUUGAAACAUCAUUUUUUUGUAUUUGAAUAUGGAAUCUUUUUUUUAAAGGCAUAUUACACUGUUUCAAACUUUAACGUCUAUCCUUUUUUAAUUAAUGAUCUUUUACUUUAUUAUAUUACUUUUUUUUCAUUUUGAUUGAUAUAUAUUCUUUUUUUUUUGCAACCCUGUACUUAAAUCUGGGUGUUUUAUAAUCUCUUUUUAUCUUUUCAAGGAGUUGCCAUCUUGAAAUGGGGGUAAUAUUAGUAUUAGUUUGUGCGCCUGCCGCUUGGCUUUUUUUCGAGGGGUUGGGGGAGGGGGUAGGGAUCUUUUCUCACGCUUUUGCUUUUUAUUUUUUUGCUUUUAGUUUAUGGGCCGACUUUAAAUUAUUAAUAUUGUUGAGGUGUCAUUUUCUCCGGUUGCUCCUGAAUCAUUUUUUCUUCUUCCUGAAUUAUGGGUUAUGUGUCUUCUUAACCUUUUAUGAUAUACACAAUCAAUAUUGGCAUGAUGGAUAAGUCUAUUAAUUUUAUCUCUUGGAAUACUAAUGGUUUAAAUCAUCCGAUUAAACGUAAAAAAAUAUUUAAAGUAUUCCAUAGACUGAAUGCUAAUAUUAUCUUUGCACAGGAGACCCAUAUUAGGAGGGAGGAUAAUCAAUGCUUUUUUAGGUUCUGGAAGGGUCAACGAUUUCACUCGAACUGUACUGCCAAAAUUAGGGGUGUGUCUAUUUUUAUAGACCCCUCAAUUUCUUUUACACAUCAUGAAAUUAUUUCUGACCCACAGGGCAGAUUUUUGUUGAUUACUGGUUCACUUUUUAAUCAAAAAGUGGUUCUAGUUAAUAUUUAUGCUCCAAACUUUGACUGCCCUGAAUUUUUUAAACGUUUAUUUACUUCCCUUCCUAAUCUAAAUGAAUAUAUGUUGAUAAUGGGUGGAGAUUUUAAUUGUUGUCUGAAUCCUUUGAUGGAUAGAUCUAAACCUAUUCGAACUCUUCCAAAUAGAUCAGCCUUACUUAUUAAUUCUUUUAUGGUUGAUUCGGGAAUUACUGAAAUAUGGUGGUUUUUGAACCCUAAAGAUAAAGAAUUUUCAUUUUUUUCACAUGUAUAUCAUAGUUAUUCUAGAAUUGAUUAUUUUCUUAUUGAUCAUCAUUUAUUAACAGAUGUUACUGAUUGUAAAUAUGAUUCUAUUGCCAUUUCGGAUCAUGCACCUUUGAAGUUAUCUAUCAAGAUUUUGGACUCUUCCAUUAAUACUAGAUCUUGGAGACUCAACGCUACUUUGCUUCAAGAUCCAGAAUUUAUUACCUUCAUAAAACAACAAAUUGACUUAUUUUUUUUCAACAAACUAUACCGAAGAGAUUGACAGAGGAAUACUUUGGGACUCUUUCAAGGCUUUUAUCCGUGGACAAAUUAUCUCAUAUUCCGUUGGUAAAAGAAAACAAAGAUAUUUAGAUAUAGCUUUAUUGAUGGAUAAAAUUAAAGAAAUUGAUAAGAUUUAUUCCGUUAUUCCUACCAAAGAACUUUAUAAGAAGAGAGUUGAGCUUCAAAUGGAACAUAGCUUAUUAUUAUCUUCUUCAAUUGAGAAUCAAUUAAUCAAGACCAGGGCUCAAUUUUAUAUUCAUAGUGAUCGAACUGGUAAAUUGUUAGCUAACCAAUUAAAAGCUAUUUCGACUAGGUGACAAAUUAUUAAAAUUCGUAAACAAGACGGUAAUCUGACUACUGAUCAUAAAGAAAUUAAUAAUACUUUUCAAGAUUUUUAUAAAUCUUUAUAUCAAUCAGAAUUUGAUGGCAAUCUGUCCAUGAUGGAUAAUUUUUUUAACAAUUUAAAUAUUCCCAAACUGACAGAUGAAGAUCUAAGUGUGUUUGAUGCUCCUAUUUCUAUGGCCGAAGUAGGAGAGGCUAUCUCAUCAAUGAAUUCAGGGAAAGCUCCUGGUCCCGAUGGUUAUAUUAUAGAAUUUUUUAAAACUUUUUCUUCUUUGCUUUCCCCUUGGUUAUGUGAAAUCUUUAAUGAUGCAUUUACUAAGAAGAGAUUACCUCAGUCUUUUUAUGAAGCUACUAUCUCUCUAAUUCUUAAAAACGAUAAAGAUCCUACUUUAUUGUGCAUCUCAUCGCCCUAUAUCGCUAUUAAAUGUAGAAUCUAAGAUUCUUACAAAAAUUUUAGCUAUUAGGUUAGAAAAAGUAUUAUCACAGAUUAUUUCAGAAGACCAAACUGGUUUUAUUAGGAAUCAGUAUUCUUUUUUUAAUGUUAGAAAAUUGAUUAAUAUAAUUUAUACUUCUUCACCCACAACCUCAGAAUGUGUUAUCUCAUUAGAUGCUGAAAAAGCUUUUGAUAGAGUUGAAUGGACAUACUUAUUUAAUGCCUUGAAAAAUUUUAAUUUUAGUUUUAAUUUUAUAUCAUGGAUUAAAUUAAUAUAUUAUAAACCUGUUGCUUCUGUUCUUACAAAUAACUAUAGAUCCUCUUUUUCAAUUAUCUCGUGGUACGAGACAAGGUUGUCCCUUAAGUCCUUUAUUAUUUAAUAUCGCAUUAGAACCUUUAGCCAUUGCUAUUCGUGAAUCUCCUAAUAUUUUUGGUAUUACUCGUAAUGAAAAGUUAUACAAGUUAUCACUUUAUGCUGAUGACUUGUUGUUAUAUAUUUCUGAUCCUGAUAGGUCUAUCCCCGCUAGCCUAUCUUUGUUGGUUCAAUUUGGUAGUUUUUCUGGUUAUAAAUUAAAUUUGGAUAAGAGUGAAACAUUUCCUUUAAAUGAGCAAACUUUAUU
This is a messenger RNA of Hypanus sabinus (Atlantic stingray), 3839 nucleotides long. RefSeq lists its product as uncharacterized. Gene Ontology annotation, cellular component: ribonucleoprotein complex. Gene Ontology annotation, molecular function: single-stranded RNA binding. The transcript has 2 exons. Bases 272 to 931 code for a protein of 219 amino acids. Gene Ontology annotation, biological process: retrotransposition. Lineage: Eukaryota; Metazoa; Chordata; Chondrichthyes; Myliobatiformes; Dasyatidae. The record is from RefSeq and is a predicted model, not a curated record.